This is a messenger RNA of Aureobasidium uvarum, 950 nucleotides long. Lineage: Eukaryota; Fungi; Ascomycota; Dothideomycetes; Dothideales; Saccotheciaceae. The record is from the annotation of a GenBank genome assembly.
UGAAUCAGAUUGGUAUGGGCAAGGACAUGUGGUUCGUGUCGUUUGAUCAUAUUACAAAGAUUCUCGAGGUACAACUGCUCUACCUAACAGCCAUUGGACUGACGAAAAUAUCAAUGUUGCUUUUCUACCUCCGAAUUUUCCCGGACUGGAAACUUCGUCGCGCCAUAUAUGGAAUGAUGGGAGUUUGUCUUCUGUACAUCGUCGUUUUCGUCACCGUCACCGCCCUGCAGUGUAUCCCAGUCAACCAGGCCUGGCUGAAAUGGGAUGGCGAGCACAAGGGAAAAUGCUUGAACUUGAACGCUGAUGGCUGGGCGUCCGCCUCCCUGAAUAUUAUCCUCGACCUGAUCGUUAUCGCCCUGCCAAUGAAGCAACUCACGUCUCUCAAAAUGAGCUGGGUGCGCAAGCUGGGUGUCGUAGCCAUGUUCCUCGGUGACAACGUAACCUGGGACUAUCUACCCGUCGGCUACUGGUCUGCAGUCGAAACCCACGUCGGCGUCAUGGUCGCAUGCGCGCCGGCCAUGCGCUCUCUCCAAUACCAGAUCCGCCAGAAGCUCUGGCCCAAGCCCGUCACCCAAUCCUCCUACUACGACGACACCAAGAACAGCAGCAAGAACAAGAGCAAAGCCGACUCUGCCAACCGCAGCUGGGGUGGCUCCAAAAUCGACAGUCGCUCGCGCCUAAGCACCAUCAGCCACCGCAAAGACGACUUUGUGCAGAUCGACGAGUACGAGAUGAACGUGGGCGAUGACUUCUCGCGCGGCAAGGACGAUAUGAAUCCCGUGGUGGAGGCCGACGCAGCCUCGGAGGGCUCUAUAAACCGCGUUUUAACGCCGCAUGAUGAUAUUGCGCCAUUGGCUGCCACGGCAGCGCCUAUUGGGAGGGGUCAUGGCAUCAUGGUUCAAACAGAUUGGAGUGUUGGAAGAGAAAAUCGAGAUCAUAGACACGCUCGC